Messenger RNA from Symbiodinium sp. CCMP2592, 609 nucleotides. The record is from the annotation of a GenBank genome assembly. NCBI's taxonomy places the organism in Eukaryota, Dinophyceae, Suessiales, Symbiodiniaceae.
AUGGAAGCUGUCGAUUCGUUCUUCCCAGAUCCACAAAGGGACGUGGACAAGCCCUUCCUCAUGGGUGUGGAGACUGUGAUGAGCAUCACGGGGAAGGGCACAGUUGCCACGGGCAAAAUCGAGCGUGGCAUUGCCAAGACGGGUGACACGAUCGAGAUUGUCGGGGUCAAGGAUAAGACCGCGAAGGCCACCAUCUCUGGCAUAGAGAUGUUCCACAAAACAUUGGAUGAGGGCCAGUCUGGCGAUCAGUGUGGAAUUAUGCUGAAGGGUAUCAAGAGGAGCGAGAUCUUGCGAGGGCAGGUUCUGUGCGCUGCCGGGACUGUGAAAACGUUCUCUAAGUUUGAUGCGGACAUCUACGUGCUGAAGGAGGACGAAGGCGGACGCAAGAAGCCCUUCUUCUCCAGCUAUAGACCACAGGCAUUCAUCCGAACGGGCAUGGUGACUGUGGAAGUGCAGCUUCCCGAAAGCGUGGAAAUGGCCAUGCCGGGGGAUUCCCUCUCCAUCAGCCUGGCUGCCGAGAAGCCCAUGGCUUUGGAGGAAGGGCUGCGCUUCGCUCUCCGAGAAGGUGGUCUUACGGUAGGCUCUGGCAUCAUCACCAAGUGCUACUAG